AUGUUCAAUGCGUUGAACGGAAUGGGAGGAGGAGGGCAACUUGACACCACGGUUGGGUCAAAUGCAAAUGUAGCAUUAUACACAUGUUUUUCCGUAGGAGGUUUAUUUGCAGGACCGAUCGUUAAUAAGUUGGGCCCAUCAUUUUCAUUAAUCAUUGGUGGAUUGACUUAUGCUUUGUAUUCGGGUUCGUUGCUUUAUUAUAAUCACAUCAAAAGUCAAUACUUCACUGUGAUAUCAGGUGGCAUCCUUGGUUUUGGCGCAGCUCUCUUGUGGACGGGACAAGGUGCCAUCAUGUUAUCUUAUCCUAACGAAGAUGACAAGGGAAAGUUUAUCGGAUUAUUUUGGGUCAUUUUCAAUAUGGGCGGUGUUUUGGGAAGUUUGAUCCCAAUCGGUCUAAAUUGGAACCAAGUUAACAGUGGGUCCGUAACUGAUGGAACAUAUAUCGCUUUCAUGGUGUUGAUGGCAUUGGGUGCCUUUUUAUCUUACGCUUUGUUGCCACCACAUAAAGUGUUCCAUCAAGAUGGCAAACCCGUUAUAAUACAAAAAUUUCCUAAAUGGAAGGAUGAAAUUACUGGUGUCUUCAAAUUAUUUUUUAAUUGGAAGAUGUUGGCUUUAACUCCAAUGUUCGUCGCUAGCAACUGGUUUUAUGCCUAUCAAUUUAACGUGGUCAACGCGAAUUUCUUCAAUGUUCGAACAAGGGCCUUUAAUAAUUUAUGGUACUGGGCAGCACAAAUUGUAGGAGCCAUCGUUUUUGGUAAAUUCCUUGAUAUUACUUCAUUAAAAAGAAAAAAUAGAGGGCUCGUAGGAUUACUUAUAUUAUCAGUCUCGGUCAUGGCAACUUGGAUCGGAGGUCUAUUCUUUCAAUUAACGUUUACCAGAGCAGAUGGUUUACAGAAUGCUGAUGUAUAUAGUAGCGGAUAUGCCAAAUGGUUGAUACUUUACAUUGCAUACGGAAUAAACGAUGCAAUUGUUACGCAUAUUGGAUUAUGGGAGCUCUCUCAAACGACGUCAACGAGCUUGCACGUUUCUCGGGCAAUUCAAUCCGCUGGCGCAGCAAUUUCGUGGCGAAUAGAUACACUUCCGAUUUCUUUCUUGCACGAAUUAUUAAUUUGUUGGAUAUUGUUGGCGGUAGCCUUUCCAGGUGCUUUCGCUGUCGCAUUAAAGAUCAAAGAAACCAACAAUGAAGUGAAUGAAAAACCAAAGGUCAGAGAAAUUAGUGAUAGCAAGGACGUGGAGAGUUAG
Molecule: messenger RNA, 1242 nt
Organism: Funneliformis geosporum
Lineage: Eukaryota; Fungi; Glomeromycota; Glomeromycetes; Glomerales; Glomeraceae
Source: the annotation of a GenBank genome assembly